Molecule: messenger RNA, 1094 nt
Organism: Cheilinus undulatus (humphead wrasse)
Lineage: Eukaryota; Metazoa; Chordata; Actinopteri; Labriformes; Labridae
Gene: zc2hc1a
Product: zinc finger, C2HC-type containing 1A
Exons: 10
Coding region: 65-1009 (314 amino acids)
Source: RefSeq, a predicted model, not a curated record
GGGCUGUUGGUUGUUGUAGACCAAAGACACAACAGCAUCAGACGAGAGAGGGAGCGUCAACCUAAUGAUGGAGGAAUUCGAAGAUGAUGUGGCUCCCCCAGUGGAGGAUCUGGUUCAAUGCAGUAUUUGUCAAAGAUCAUUCUUCCCUAAAGUUCUGGAGAAGCACAUUAAAAUCUGUCAAAAGACAGCAAACAAAAGGAGGAAAGUGUUUGACUCCAGUAGACAAAGAGCGGAGGGCACAGACAUCCCUACACUCAAACCCAUCAAACCAAGGUCUCAAAGUUCAUCUACUACUGGGAAAGCAGAACCUCCUAAGAAGCCCUCCAACUGGCGCAAGAAACAUGAGGAUUUCAUAUCUACUAUCAGGGCGGCCAAGAACAUAAAACAGGCCAUUAAAGACGGUGGGCCAUUACCCCCACCUCCUCCUCCUACUUAUGACCCAGACUAUGUCCAGUGCCCUUACUGUCAGCGGAGGUUCAAUGAGAAUGCAGCUGAUAGACACAUCAAGUUCUGCCAGGAGCAGGCUGCCCGUAUGACAAACAAAGGCAAAUUAGGGGAUUCUAAGAAGACUCCUGCACGCACACAGUACAAGCCUCCUGCUUCUGUGAAGAAGGUCAACUCUCCUGCUGUGUCAUCCAUCCCCCCAGCCUCCUCUCGUUUACCCCAGAGAUCAGGCCUUGGGCAGCCCACUGGAAUCCCAUCAAAUAAGACCUCUUCUGCAGGUAUAGUGAGGAGCAGUCCUUCCGGCUACACGACUCCUCCAUCAGGCGUGGGAAGUAAGACCCGAGUUGUGAGCUCUGGUUAUGGCUCUGUAAGGAACACGCAGUCCGGAACGGCACUGAACAAGAAGAAAGUAGAGAGCUACAUAUCUAGGAACGACGUUGACGGCAGUGACGACAUUGGAAACGGUGGGAUGAAGAGCAAGUUCUGUCAUGAUUGUGGGACAAAGUAUCCUGUUGAGUCGGCCAAAUUCUGCUGCGAAUGUGGGAUCAGGAGGAUGUGUAUUUGAAGGAGCCCUGAAAAAGUGAAUCAUACGGAUGCAUCGGUGUCCAAACUCGGAUGAGUUUCACCAAAGCUUAAAAUACUUUAAAAGA